Rhopalosiphum maidis (corn leaf aphid) is the source of this 3543-nucleotide messenger RNA. It is a transcript of the gene trp, whose product is annotated as transient receptor potential protein. The transcript is spliced from 15 exons. Gene Ontology annotation, cellular component: cation channel complex; membrane. Gene Ontology annotation, biological process: calcium ion transmembrane transport; regulation of cytosolic calcium ion concentration; manganese ion transport. The coding region runs from base 1 to 3543 and encodes 1180 amino acids. Gene Ontology annotation, molecular function: inositol 1,4,5 trisphosphate binding; store-operated calcium channel activity; protein binding. Lineage: Eukaryota; Metazoa; Arthropoda; Insecta; Hemiptera; Aphididae. The record is from RefSeq and is a predicted model, not a curated record.
AUGACGAAAUCUCAGUCAAAAGAAGACCUUAUUGGUUCUAAAGAGCAGCUGCGUGGAGAUCGUAAAUCAUUCGUCUUACCGCCUGAUUAUGUGCUAUCACCUACAGAAAAAAAGUUUCUGUUGCUCGCCGAGCGAGGAGACUGUGCGUCUGUUCAGAGGUUAUUGGAGGAACACAAAGGUCAGCCGGAUAUACUCAAUAUCGACUGCACGGACCCGUUGAACAGAUCGGCAUUGAUAACAGCAAUCGAAAAUGAAAACAUGGAUUUGAUACAGUUGUUGCUCAAAUCGGGGAUCAAGGUUAAAGAUGCAUUGUUGCACGCCAUCAAGGAAGAGUACGUGGAAGCGGUGGAACUUUUACUGGAAUGGGAGGAAAAGAUACACGUCGCUGGAGAUCCUUACUCUUGGGAAGCAGUGGAAUCGUCGGCUUCGACGUUUACGCCUGACAUCACGCCACUGACACUUGCGGCUCACAUGAAUAACUAUGAAAUAUUAAAGAUUCUUUUGGACAGAGGUGCUACAUUACCCAUGCCUCACGACGUCAGGUGUGGUUGUGACGAGUGUAUUACGUCAAACACACAUGAUUCACUUCGCCACUCGCAUUCGAGAAUAAACGCAUACAAAGCGCUUUCGUCUCCAUCCCUAAUAGCACUAUCCUCAAGAGAUCCACUGUUGACCGCUUUCGAAUUAAGUUGGGAGCUUCGCCGACUUAGCACUAUGGAAUCUGAAUUUAGAAAUGAAUAUAAUGAAAUGAGGAAUACUGUUCAAACAUUUGCUACAUCACUGUUGGAUCACGUGAGGACUUCGUAUGAACUGGAGAUUAUGUUGAAUCAUAAUCCUAAAGGUGAUCCGUGGGAACCGGGCGAGAGACUGACCUUGGAACGUUUAAAAUUGGCUAUCAAAUACAAACAAAAAGCGUUUGUAGCUCAUCCAAACGUUCAACAAUUGUUGGCCGCCAUCUGGUACGACGGUUUACCUGGUUUUCGUCGGAAAAGUAUGGUUGGACAAAUGAUUGAAGUUGGAAAACUAGGUGCGAUGUUCGCAAUGUACGGUUCGAUGUACAUGCUAAAUCCAGAUUCAAAAAUGGGCCAGCUAAUGAAGAAACCAUUUAUAAAAUUCGUCUGUCAUUCAUCUUCGUACGCAUUUUUUUUGACGUUACUAGCCUUAGCAUCUCAAAGAGCCGAGUUUUUAGCCUUGGAAUGGAUUGAUACCGAUUGGACGAAAUCGAUACUAGAGGAAAUGACUAGAAAAGAAAGAGGAUCUAUACCCGGACCAAUAGAAUGUGGUAUCAUAUUGUACAUCAUAAGUUUAAUAUGGCGAGAAGCGCACUCGUUGUACUCGGACGGUCUGAUUGAAUAUGCAGCUGAUUUAUGGAACAUAGUAGACUUCAUAACCAACGUGUUCUAUAUGGUGUGGAUAAGUUUGCGAUUUUCGUCUUGGUACAUUGUUCAGAGAGAAUACAAUGAAGGGCUAGAUCCUUGGAGGCCACGGGAAGACUGGGAUAAAUUUGACCCACAUUUGGUGUCUGAGGGAGCGUUCGCCGCCGCCAUGAUAUUCAGUUUCUUAAAGCUCGUGCAUAUAUUCAGCGUAAACCCUCACCUGGGACCACUUCAGAUAUCGUUGGGUCGUAUGAUCAUCGACAUCAUAAAAUUCUUUUUCAUCUACACACUGGUGCUUUGUGCUUUCGGAUGCGGUUUAAAUCAGUUGCUUUGGUAUUACGCGGACUUGGAGUCGAAAAAAUGUUAUCACGACAACAGUGACAUAGCUGACUUUGAACAAGAAGAAAAGGCCUGUUCGACGUGGAGACGAUUUGCCAAUAUAUUCGAAACAUCUCAGUCUCUAUUUUGGGCUGGUUUUGGACUUGUCGAUUUGACAGCAUUUGACUUAACCGGAAUUAAGAGCUUUACUAGAUUUUGGGGUCUGUUGCUAUUCGGAUCAUACUCAGUAAUCAACAUAAUCGUUUUGCUGAACAUGCUUAUCGCUAUGAUGUCCAAUUCGUAUCAGAUAAUUUCGGAACGGUCUGACAUGGAAUGGAAGUUUGCCCGGAGUUCGUUAUGGAUUUCGUACUUUGAAGAUGGAGAUACUGUGCCGGCCCCUUUCAAUCUGUUUCCGUCACUGAAAAAUAUCAAACGCGUGAUAGGCCUCGAAAAACCAAAGCGAACAUCCGGUUCGAUGAUUUUUAAGUCUAGGGAAAAAGCGUCAGCCCGACAUGAUAUUGUUAUGCGGCUAUUGGUGAGACGCUAUGUGACCGCGGAACAACGCAAGAGUGAAGAAUUUGGCAUUACGGAAGAUGACGUAAUGGAAAUACGACAAGAUAUAUCGUCGAUGAAAUUCGAGAUGAUCGAUAUAUUCAAGCAAAACGGGUACAAAACACCUAAAAAGGAACACGAUUCUAAUGUCGCCCAAGGAAAGAAAGGUCGAGUUAUGGAACGCCGAUUGCUCAAAGAUUUCCAGAUCGGUUUGGUAGAGGGGCUAAUACAGGAUGCGAUUUCGUCUAGUGAAAAGGGGCCAAAGGACGUGUUUAGCAAAAUCGCAAAAGCCAUCGGUCGGCGAACUAGUCAGGGCAGCAAGAAGAAGGAUUGGAAUGCUGUGGUAAGACAGAAGAGUCUGGCGAGGGAUCCGAUUGGCAGUACGGCUGAGGGCGCGGAACGACGACAUCGACAGAGCGUGCGCCGGUAUAUCUUGGAUCACCAGAAGGAUAGUCUUAUGUCAAUGGAUACCGAGCGGUUGGUCGAGUACAAUCCACUGUUGGCCGAAAUAGCACCUGCAGCUCGUGUGGCGUACGCCAAGUUCAAGAUACCGAAGAUCAAGCAAGAGUACGAGGAGAAUACGAUAGGCCAGGACGAGGUAUUCGAGAACGUGCCCACCGUGGACAUAGUGGACGAAACGAAAAAGAGUUCAAUCGCUCGGCCAAGACCGAAAAGUACGAAGCAAUCGCCAGUUGCCGGUGCAUUGCCCUAUCCGUCGACCGGCGCUGACAAACAGCUCGCCGAUUCCGAGUCCAUCAAGCCGGCUGAUGAGAGUCAACAGGUAGCAAAAACGAUCCAGAAAACGAAGACCACAGAACUUAAAGACAGUGCACCGGCACCUGUCGCGAGUGGCGCAGUAGAAGCUCGUCCCGGAACGUUAAAAAAAGAAGAACAACAAAGGAAACAGGAACCGGGUACAUCAAAAGAAUCGGCAAAGGAUAUCGACGAUAAGUCUCAAGCGUCUACUUCUGGUUCAGGAGACAAAAGUCUAAAAGAGGAAAAAAAGAGGCACGGAGAUAAAGGGUCUAAGAAAAAAGACACUGAUAGUACAAAAGACGCGGAUAAAGUAAAAGACGCAGAUAAAGCUUCGGAUACGGGUGCAUCAAAAGAUACAGAUAAAUCAAAGGAAACUGACAAAUCAAAAGAUACUGACAAAUCAAAAACUACGGAUAAGUCAGAUGAAAAAGAUAAAGGUAGCAAACACUUAAAACCAGAAUCUCCCAAACGAUCUGCAAGUCCAAAGAAACCAGGUGGUAAAUCAAAAGUGACAGGAGAAAUUUUGACUGGGUGGUUGUAA